AUCAAAUUGUCUCUUAUUUGUUACAAUUUUCGUUUAGCUCUGGAAUAUUCUAGGAUGAGCGUUAAGUCGCCACAGACUAUAAAUAAAUACAUUUCCAACGUGGUAUUCUAUGAUGAUAAUUUAAUUUUGAUUACUUUAAGCGGCGUUUUGUGAAUCGACGUAGGGCUUUUUCAAAUCAAACGAGGAAAGCAAGAACAAUCUUAAAAAUAUGUCCGUCGAAGUUGAUAUUUCACCGAAACGGGAUGGGGGAGUGUUAAAACAGAUAAUUCAGGAGGGCGUGGGGGACGUUGUUCCGCCUCCGGGAUCGAAAGUCAAGGUACACUAUACGGGGACGCUUCUGGACGGUACAAAGUUCGAUUCCAGCCGCGACAGAAACGAUCCCUUCCAAUUUAACUUGGGAAAAGGUAGCGUUAUAAAAGCAUGGGAUAUAGGAGUGGCAACAAUGAAAAUAGGGGAACGGGCAAUCUUGACCUGCUCCCCAAGUUACGCUUACGGUGAGGCGGGUAGCCCCCCUACUAUUCCACCAAACGCUACCCUUAAAUUCGACGUUGAAGUAUUGGAUUGGAAGGGCGAAGACCUCAGCCCGAACAAAGACGGUGGUAUUGAAAAGGCCGAAAUCUUGAAAGAAGGCCACGGAUAUUCGACGCCCAAUGACGGAGCUCUUGUCGAAGUUCAUUUAACGGGGAAAUAUGGUGGCGCGGUUUUCGAAGAUAGAGACAUCAGUUUUGCCAUUGGCGAAGGCGCUGAGGUUAAGGUAAUCGAGGGUGUAGAAAAAGCACUGGAGAAAUUUAACAGCGGUGAGACAUCGAGGUUAAUUAUACAACCGAAAUAUGCAUUUGGCAAAGAAGGCAACACAGAGUUAAAUGUGCCCCCCAACGCAGUCGUUGAAUAUAUAGUAACAUUGAAAAAGUUUGAAAAAUCCAAAGAGAGUUGGGAGCUUGAUGUGGAAGAGAAAGUGGAACAGUGUAAAAUGUUUAAGGAAAAAGGGACAGACUAUUUCAAAAAUGCAAAGUACAACUUGGCCAUAAAAUUUUACAAAAAGAUUCAGAAUUUCCUGGAGUCAGAAAAGGACUCCAGGGACGAAAUUAAUCGGCAAAUAAAAUCGCUUCUGCUCGCGUCCCACUUGAACGUGGCACUGUGCCAGCUAAAACUAAAUGACAAUUUCGAGGCCAAAAUGGCAGCGACAAAAGCGCUCGAGUUCGAUCCUGUAAAUGAGAAAGCCCUGUUUCGGCGCGGGCAGGCGCUUUUGGCAUUGGGCGACGCCGAUCUUGCUUCCUGCGAUUUCGCGCAUUGUCUGAAAAUCGAUCCGAACAAUUCGGCGGCCAAAAGUCAACACGCGGCGUGCGCUAGGAUCCUGAAACAGCAGUUGCAAAAAGAGAAACAGAUCUACGCGAACAUGUUCGACAAGUUCGCCAAACACGAUACCCAGAGGGAGGAGAUUGAGAAAGGGCGCGAGCUGAACGUCAUGAGCUCGGUGGGAGAGUGGGGGAUAGAGGACAGGGAGAGGGAGCCGAGCGAGUUUGAAAAGGAAAACCCCAAUAUAUUGAUGCUUAAUAGUAGCGGGGAGUUUAAGGACAUGUAAAAAUUCUGGGGUAUGCGGGCAUACCCUAUGGUUAAAAAACAAACUUUACAGUUUUGCGAGGUUAAGGUCUUGAUGUACAAUAGGUCGCUUUAACGUACUCGUAAGCUACCGACACCCCACCUGUAACUAUUAAACAAUCACUAUGGAAUAUCUAAUCUGCAAAGUCGUUAACAGUCAUUACCUACUACAAUUUUUUUUCUUAUUGUUUUAAAAUAUUUUUUAUUAGUUUUGCAAUUAAUUUAAAAAGAUCAUCUUUAUAUUUUUUUAAACCGAAAAAAAAAAACACCUUUAUAGUAAUAUAUAGUUUAUUCUUUGAUGUAAGACCUACAUAAACUAUGUGUAAUAAUAAAUCAUUCAAUGUAAAUAAAAAAAACAGUACAUUUAUUACAAAAAAAAUAAACAACAAAAAAAUGACAAUUUUCUUCCCUAUUCGCACAAUGGGGCUUGAGCACCGUUUCGGUCGGGGUCCUGCCGCGCCGCCCCACCCCCCACCCCAUCGAGGUGCCCAAUUUGUGGUCGUCGAAAUUUAUUCCAAGCGCGAAAGAAAGACUCUACGUAACACGCGCACACACAGUUGAAUCUACCACCAAACACUCGGUUUGACGAGGGGGUGGGCCUCUUUCGCAAAGUCCUUAAAUGCAAGCGAAAUGUUCGAAGAAAAACGGGUGCGAGUGUGAGAUUAUUUACGCAA
Molecule: messenger RNA, 2273 nt
Organism: Cylas formicarius (sweet potato weevil)
Lineage: Eukaryota; Metazoa; Arthropoda; Insecta; Coleoptera; Brentidae
Product: FK506-binding protein 59-like
Exons: 5
Coding region: 209-1582 (457 amino acids)
Molecular function (GO): protein binding; peptidyl-prolyl cis-trans isomerase activity
Source: RefSeq, a predicted model, not a curated record